Molecule: messenger RNA, 2273 nt
Organism: Pocillopora damicornis (cauliflower coral)
Lineage: Eukaryota; Metazoa; Cnidaria; Anthozoa; Scleractinia; Pocilloporidae
Source: RefSeq, a predicted model, not a curated record
AGUUUCAUCUUAUUUGUGACAUGCCAAUCUUUACCUUUUGAGCUAUGCAACAGUUUAAAGGUGGUGCCAUUCCCAAGAAUAGAAGAAACACCCAAAUUUCAAAAAACGUCCUACUCCUAAAGAAAAAUGAUUUUCAUAAUGUCAAUGGCGGCACAUGCAUGCCAACACAAAGUGAAAUGUCGACGAUCAAAAGAUCUGAUCACCUAAAACAGUUCAAGAGAAAUCUGGAAUUUGAUGCAGACAUGUCAGAUGACAUGGUAAAGGAACAUCUCGAGGCAACAUUUCCUUACUUGAAAGGCAGGAGAUUUUCUUGUGCAGCUGUUGUUCGAAUUGACAGGGAUCGCUCAAAAUUUGAGUAUUACGGACAUCCUCGUGUUUGGGAUUCCAAUUUUAUUAGGACCAAGAUAAAAGGAAACUCGACCCUUUACUUAUUGGAGGGCUGGAAAUCCCUGUAUAACACAGCAGUUUAUGUGCUAAAAAAGUUAAUACCAUCUCUUUUUCAUGAAGGUUUUGAUGUUGCCAAUGUUAAUGGUGCCAUUAGUGACGAGCAGCAGAUACUAAAUGACUCCACAAGCGGAAUCUCAGAAAGUGAUAACGUGGUUUCAGAAGACGAUUUUGCGAGUGGGUUACAGAAUCUGGAUAUCGUGUAUCCUCACGACGUCCAAAUUAAUCCUGAACGGAGUCAUCAAGAGGGAGGAGGCCCUUGCGUCUUUAAGUUCACUCCAAAGCCGUCAUCAGACGUUACAUCAGUUUCUGCCACCUUUGAAUCUAUAGAAGAAAUUUCACUGACAAAGUUGCCGAAUGAUGUUGAAUACUUAGGCUUCAUACCAGUCUCAAAGGAACCGGGUUGGGUUACUAUCACACUUCGUGCCGACCAGAGUCCAUACGAACCUGUUUUGGGGCGCACAAGAAUAUACUAUGAAAGAUCUCCCCGUGAAGAGUUUCUCGAGGAGAUUGUUUUUAACUUUGACGAACAAAAAGAGUUAUAUGAGACGCUCAUUCGUCGUAGAAGUGGAAGCUCUGGAAACCGUGAAAGUGGAGACAGUGGUGGCGGAAACAGUGGAGGUCUAAAUAAAGGAUAUGGAAAACAAAUCAGUGAGGCUUUUGGAUCCUCACAGCUACCCCAUGUGUUGAGCAUCCUGAUUUAUACAGCAGCAAGACAUGGUGCUAAGGAGUUCAUCGAAAUCGUCUUCAAUUCCUCUGCUGGAGGAGUGGUAUUUAAUUCUUACAAGGACAACGCAACUUUGCCAGAGUCUGUUGCGAGGGAUUCUGGUAACGACGAGAUUGCAAAUUACCUUGAAGAAAUAACAAAGAGAUUCUCUCAAGAGAUUCAGAAUGGUAAACAGUUUAGUCAAACAGUGGAUUGGUUAGAGCUCGUGAAAGCUACUGAGGAAGCCCAAACGAAGAUGAAUCAGGAUACUGACAAAAAACACGCCAAUCAGGUGGAAAGUGGCUAUUCUGCGGAUAUUGACUCAUCAUCUAGUGCAGUAUCUGACCAGGAAGACUCUGAUUGUGGAGUUCCUCCCAACUUGGACCGUGGUGAAGAUGAAAUCGAGAAGGAAAGUGUUAUCUCAAAGGGAAGCAGUGAAAAAACCUUUACGUCAUCCACAGUAAUGUCAAGGCGAACUAAAGAUAGUGCUAGAGGUUCCAUUGUUGGGGAGAUUGACGAAGCAGCCGAGGAUGUCAAGACGUCAUUGGAUUCUUUUGAGACUACAGCUAUGAGCUCUUGUGGGAACUUUGCCUUCAUUAACAUUCAGUUCGGAAUUCACAGGGGAUCCCUUAGGGAACCAAAAGCGCACAAUGGUCAAGUAAGAGGCGUGGCUAUUGACAACAUCAAUCAACAAGUGAUGACUACAGGAGCUGAUUGUAAGUUAAAGUUUUGGAGUGACACAGGAACAGAUGCUGAUAAAGAAUUUGGUGACGUAAAGGAGAUUACAACUGAGGGAAAUCAUACAUCUAGUGCCUCUGACAACAGAGCUGAUUACAAGAACCUUGAUCAGAUCUCUGAUGGACGUGCCCCUCCGUCUUUUCUCUCAAAUUCAAGAUGGCGACUUACCAACAGCUCGACGCAAAUUAAGAUUGGGGAACAAACAACAGGAGCCAUCAUAGCUGCUCCCUUCUUUUUGCCCACCACACAGGAACUGGUGCCUAAAUUCUUUCAAACUGAAGAAGAUCAAACUGAUGAAGAGGAUGCCAAGCCCAAAAUUCCAGACAUGAAACAACUUAAGCAAUAUGGCCACGACCUUUCUCGGCGAAAUUGCUGCGUUUUAUAG